This is a messenger RNA of Aaosphaeria arxii CBS 175.79, 2252 nucleotides long. RefSeq names its product GMC oxidoreductase. Gene Ontology annotation, molecular function: flavin adenine dinucleotide binding; oxidoreductase activity, acting on CH-OH group of donors. Lineage: Eukaryota; Fungi; Ascomycota; Dothideomycetes; Pleosporales. The record is from RefSeq and is a predicted model, not a curated record. The transcript is spliced from 10 exons. The coding region runs from base 1 to 1998 and encodes 665 amino acids.
AUGACGAUUCCGGACGAGGUCGACAUCAUCGUCUGUGGUGGAGGCUCCUGUGGAUGCGUGGUCGCCGGUCGACUUGCCAACCUCGAUCAUAACCUUCAGGUCCUCUUGAUCGAAGGUGGAGAGAACAACCUGAAUAACCCAUGGGUGUUCCGACCGGGGAUUUAUCCCCGAAACAUGAAAUUGGACAGCAAGACUGCGUCCUUCUACUACUCUAGGCCUUCGGAAUGGCUCGAUGGACGAAGGGCUGUUGUGCCUUGUGCCCACAUCUUGGGAGGAGGAUCUUCCAUCAAUUUCAUGAUGUACACGCGUGCUUCAGCAUCGGACUACGAUGAUUUCCAAGCCAAGGGCUGGACCACAAAGGAACUCAUUCCCCUCAUGAAGAAACACGAGACCUACCAGCGAUCCUGCAAUAACCGCGACAUCCACGGAUUUGAGGGCCCCAUCAAGGUAUCUUUCGGAAACUACACCUAUCCCAUCAAGGAAGAUUUCCUCCGCGCCUCUGAAUCGCAAGGUAUCCCGACCACAGACGAUCUCCAGGAUCUCGUGACUGGCCACGGCGCCGAGCACUGGCUGAAGUGGAUCAACCGCGACACUGGCAGGCGCAGUGACUCUGCCCAUGGAUACGUCCACAGCACCCGAGCUGUUCACCAGAACCUCCACUUGGCCGUGAAUACCAAGGUCGAGAAGGUUAUCAUCGAGGGCGGAAGAGCUGUCGGUGUUAAGACCGUCCCGACCAAGCCACUCCACCCCAACCAAUUGCAUUCGAAGACAUACCGCGCCCGCAAGCAAAUAAUUGUUUCUGGCGGCACGCUCAGCUCUCCAUUGAUCCUGCAGCGAUCCGGUAUCGGUGACCCCGAGAAGCUCCGCAGGGCGGGUGUCAAGCCUCUUGUCGACCUCCCAGGUGUCGGCUUGAACUUCCAGGACCACUACCUUACCUUCUCCGUUUACCGCGCCAAACCACACGUAGAGUCAUUCGAUGACUUUGUCCGUGGCGACCCCAAGGUUCAAGAGCAGGUCUUCCAGCAGUGGAACACCAACGGAACGGGUCCCCUUGCCACCAAUGGCAUCGAGGCCGGUGUCAAGAUCAGACCCACGGAAGAGGAAUUGAAGGAGAUGGACAGCUGGCCAUGCCCUGAAUUCAGGUCAGGCUGGGACAGCUACUUCAAGGACAAGCCCGACAAGCCCGUCAUGCACUACUCUGUCAUUGCCGGAUUUUUCGGUGACCAUAUGCUUCUUCCUCCGGGCAAGUUCUUCAGCAUGUUCCACUUCCUUGAAUAUCCAUUCUCUCGUGGUUCAACUCACAUCGUCUCCCCGAACCCGUACGACGCACCCGACUUCGAUGCCGGAUUCAUGAACGACAAGCGAGACAUGGCACCCAUGGUCUGGGGCUACAUCAAGUCUCGAGAGACUGCCAGACGAAUGGAUGCGUACGCUGGUGAGGUGCAGUCGAUGCACCCAUUCUACGCCUUCGACAGCCCCGCAAGGGCGAAGGAUCUCGACUUGGCCACCACGAACGCGUAUGCCCUCCCCGGUAACCUCACCGCGGGUAUCCAGCACGGAUCGUGGAGCUCGCCCGUCGAGAAGGGACGCGCUCCCGAGCCCACUUUCUUGUCUUCCAACAAGCAGGAUGUGUACGAGGACUUGAAGUAUUCCAAAGAGGACAUCAAGCACAUCGAAGACUGGGUUAAGCGUCACGUCGAGACCACAUGGCACUCCCUCGGCACGUGCUCGAUGGCACCUCGCGAGGGCAACUCCAUCGUCAAGCACGGCGUGUUGGACGAGCGCCUGAACGUGCACGGCGUCAAGGGCCUCAAGGUUGCCGAUCUCUCCAUCUGCCCUGACAACGUCGGCUGCAACACGUACUCCACCGCACUGCUCAUCGGCGAGAAGUGCGCCGUGUUGACGGGCGAGGACCUCGGAUACUCUGGCUCUGCCCUCGACAUGAAGGUUCCGAACUACCAUGCUCCUCGCGAGAUCGCCAACUUGUCGCGCUUGUAGGCGGGAGUUUGUCAGACUGCCUGCCCUUGUGUAAACACGAGAUUGUGGCUUGGGAACGAGGGAAACGAGAAUGUGUCUUGCUUCUAGUCAUUCCUUACAUUAUAUGAUGAUGAUGAUGUGCUUUAGUAAGAUGUCUUCUUAUGAUCUCUUCUUUUUCUCUUUCGGAAGUCAAGCGGGCGGAACAUGUUAUUGAGCUGUCAAAUAUGUUGUACUGGGUGGUGACUUUUGCUAUAUAUGAAGGUGCUGGUGUUAAG